AUGUCUAUGCAGCAGCAUCGGAAUGAGGAGAAAGUAAUGGAAGAGGCAGUAGCAAAAGUACGUGAGGUGGUACACACAGCAUCAAAGAACGACAUCAUUCUUGCACUUCAUAAUUUCGAUUUUGAUAUUAACAAAACUAUACAAGCAUUUUAUGAUGAUGGUGCACAGAGCGCUUUGAGUUCAUGGAAAAGAUCUGGUACCUCUAAUAAAAAGAAUCAAAAAAAGAAGAAGAUGGCCAAGGAUCAAGUAGUGACUGCAGCAACCGCAUCUACGCCAUCAUGCACUUGUGCACCACGUUCUGGUCCGAGAGCCCUAAAUGGAAUGGUCUCAUCACCGGUCAUCAGUGGAAUUGUAGAAGCAGCGAUUCCAGGCAGUCGAUCUGAAACUAUACCACUAUCAACAUCUGAAUCACGAAAAUUAGUGGCAAGUGCUGGUGCUACUAAAAUAUCUUCUGCUAGUUCUAUUCGGUCAAAAUCAGCAGCACUGAGUGCGGCAGGAUUGAAGGACCAUGAUAGGCAAAUUGAAAAGGUAGAGACUGUUUUUGAAAACCAGCUUUCCAUAGCUGAAGAAGAUGUGCGGAAUUCAUUUAAGUGUAUACGCCAACUUUUGGUUGAACGUGAAAAUCAUUUAUUGGCGGAGUUACAACGAACACAUGAUGAAGGGACACGAUUCUUCAAUGAACGUCGUCUGCAAUCUUGUGAACUGUAUGAUCGUGCGAAACGAAUGAGCGCAAUGAGUGAUCGUGAACAAGCAGAAUUGCGUGAUGAAAUUGCAAGAUUUAAUGCGGAAAAGCAGAAUGAGGAAGGGAUCGCUUUAGCAACUCGUUUUCACUGCGAUAGUGCUCAACUCGUCAAACUUGUUAAAAAUUUCGGUGAAGUUGUUGCUGUGAAUAGCACAGCCAGAAAUGAGACAAAUUUAGUAGUUCGUCAAGCAGGAAUUGCUGCAUCAACUUAUGUAAUGAAACAUUCGACAAGUUAUUCGUCCAUUGUAAGCUCACUUGGGGAAGAUUCGGGACUGGGACAAAUUAGUCCAGAUGGAAAUGAGGACCGUAAGAAUGUAGCAGAAAUCUCAAAUGGAGGGAUUUUGAUGAAAUCCGACGCUUUAACUACUGAACAGCUGGCGGAUCUCAAUAAAAAACUGCAGGAAUCACUGAAAGCACAGGGUAUUGAUGCUUCGAUUUUAUCUGGUAUUGGUAGUAGGAAUGGAAUGCCAAUCAGACGACGUCCCCCUGGCGGUAGACGAACAGGACAGUCAAAUUCAGCGCGAGGAGGACGAGGAAGAAUUCAAUACAACAGUGGUAGCAGCAAAACAUCGCUUGUUCGAGUUCCGGAUCUUUUUAUCCUAGAAUCUUAG
Molecule: messenger RNA, 1353 nt
Organism: Cercopithifilaria johnstoni
Lineage: Eukaryota; Metazoa; Nematoda; Chromadorea; Rhabditida; Onchocercidae
Source: the annotation of a GenBank genome assembly